UACACCAUGAUGUAGUCGGACAUUCCUUUAAGAACAUAUAUUGUAUAUCUUAGUGACAUAGAAUUUAAUAGCUUAAUAAGAAAUGGCUAGUACAGAAAAUAUGGAAAAUAAUUCCAACAAGAAUGAAAAUACCACAGAGAUAGAGAAGCAGCUCAAAGAGAGAGCUGAAAGAAAUCGUCAAAGAGCACUCUUGUUAAAAAAAUCUAAGGUAGUAACUCAUCCAUAUUCAAGAGAAAAUAAUGGUUCUACAAAAGGAAGAGUGCUAAAGGUUCAAGGGCAACGUGUUAUUGAUAACGGUGGAGGCUUCCUAAUAGAAGAAAAUGAUGAAUUAGAGCAACAAAUGUUGAAGAUUAGGACUGAACCAGUAUAUGUACCAGAUAUCGGUAAACUUAAUGAGUGUGAGGAAUGUCGACAGAAAUUUGCAGACUCAUAUCUUUUACAAACGUUCGAUCUGACCGUUUGUGAUAAAUGCAGAGAUAAAGAAGGAAAACACUCCUUAAUUACUAAAACUGAAGCUAAACAAGAAUACCUUUUGAAGGAUUGCGAUUUUGAUCGACGGGAACCCGUGCUUAAGUAUAUUGUACGAAAAAAUCCUCACAAUGUGAAUUGGGGCGAGAUGAAGUUAUAUCUACAUCUUCAGAUAGAACAAAGGGCUUUGGAAGUUUGGGAUUCGGAAGAAAAUUUGUUGAAGGAAAAAGAAGCGCGCGAAUUAAAACGAGAGGGAGCUAAAAUCAAGAAAUUCAAUAAAAAGAUCAAACAGCUACGAAUGCAAGUGAGAAGUUCAUUGUACGAUAAAACGACUAAAGCGUCGCAUGUUCAUGAAUUUGGAGAAGACACAUAUAAUGAGGAGGAUGAUACAUACAAACACACUUGCACAACAUGCGGUUAUGAAGAAACUUACGAAAAAAUGUGAAAAAACGCUCAAUUAUUAUUCACGACAACAUGAAUCAUUGUGUAUUUAAUAUUAUUUCACAUGAGAAAGAGUACACGGAUUUCUCUGGUAUACAAUA
Cyphomyrmex costatus is the source of this 1010-nucleotide messenger RNA. RefSeq names its product DNA repair protein complementing XP-A cells homolog Xpac (gene Xpac). The record is from RefSeq and is a predicted model, not a curated record. Gene Ontology annotation, molecular function: damaged DNA binding. Gene Ontology annotation, cellular component: nucleotide-excision repair factor 1 complex. Gene Ontology annotation, biological process: base-excision repair; nucleotide-excision repair involved in interstrand cross-link repair; nucleotide-excision repair, DNA damage recognition. The coding region runs from base 83 to 913 and encodes 276 amino acids. The transcript has 6 exons. Lineage: Eukaryota; Metazoa; Arthropoda; Insecta; Hymenoptera; Formicidae.